Solanum pennellii is the source of this 3199-nucleotide messenger RNA. RefSeq names its product mitogen-activated protein kinase kinase kinase 5-like. Bases 581 to 2473 code for a protein of 630 amino acids. Gene Ontology annotation, molecular function: protein kinase activity; ATP binding. The transcript is spliced from 10 exons. The record is from RefSeq and is a predicted model, not a curated record. Gene Ontology annotation, biological process: protein phosphorylation. Lineage: Eukaryota; Viridiplantae; Streptophyta; Magnoliopsida; Solanales; Solanaceae.
UUGUUAAUUGCCUCCUUCCUUCUCCAAUUUCACGAUAACUCAAGGAGGACAACAACUCCUUUGUGUUCUCUCCCUUCUUCAUUUUCCGGUGAUUCAAGGAGGACGACAAUUUCCUUGUCUUCUCUUUCCUUCCUUCUCCUCGAUUCAAUGUUAUUAUUUUCUACUUCAUAUUUAAUUUAUACUGAUUCAACUUAUUUAUGAUUGACGAGGCAUUCAAAUAAAAUUCAUUUAUUUUGGAGUUUGAUCUAUCUUCAAUCUUCAAUAAUUAUCAUAUUAGUCUGAGAUUAAAACGUUAAUACCAUUUUUAGGUUUCCUCUAACCACAUCUUGAUGACCUUGACCUUGAAUUUCAAUUGAUCAUUUCAUGCAACGUAUAAUGUGAUCUCAACGAUCACAAAUGCUAGCGUUAGGUGUAUGCAGGAUGUUAAUUUAGUGAUUGUUUUUAAUAUCCUGGUCCUUUGUAUAUACAAAAUUUUUGAAUGGCCUUUAUGUAAAGGCCAUUCAAAAAUUAAUUUAGGUAAUAGGGUGAUUUUUUUAACUCCAUAUUUGAAUUUGUGGCUGUGAUACAUCAAGUUCAUGCAAUGCAUUGGUGGCCGAGCUUCUCAUCUUCCACCCGUGCCUCUACCUCCGACAGAAAAGUUCAUUCCGAUGAUAGCGUGAUCGUCACGCGCGGGGGCGCUCGUUCGGCCCUGAAAUCAGCUCUCUUCGGCACCCGUAGCCGUAUGCGCCAAAUAUCCCGGAAGAAGAAGAAGCCCCAACACCGUGGUGGUGACCACCAUAGUGUCGACGUCGGAGAUGAUUGGCACUCUCAGUAUUCGUAUGAAAGUUCUCUACAGGAGGAACGUCCGCCGCCGCAACCCCUCCCUUUGCCGGAAUUACAUGUGAUGCUCCGUCAACAUCCUAAUUUGGUUCAAGCCCCCAGCGUCCCACUUCCUUCGCCUAGUGAAGCAAUUUCGCAUCAUAAAGCUGGAGAGGAAAUAGAAAGAGAGAGGAUGGAUGCUUUCAAUGGUGGAGCAACACGAGAGGGCAGACUUUUAAACCAAGAGUCUCGAAAGAGAACAGAUCACUCUGCAACUCCAUUGUCCAGGAUGAUGCCACCUCGGAUGCUGCUUGUCCCAGAAAGAAUCCCUCCUGACUUUUGGACUAGUGCUCCAACUAGUCCUUAUGCAAGUCCUACACAUAGACAACUGAAAAGUUGUGAUCAUAUAACGAGUCCUCUUUUCGUCACACCUCCUAGCGUUUUUCAAGUUUGGUCUGCCCCUGAGAUGCCUCCUUCAGAAGCCCCUCAUGGUUUAGGCUUUUCUUAUAACCAUGCUUUUAGUGUUGAUAACUCUCCUCUUCACAGUCCAAGAUUAAGUCCUCAGAGAAGAUCCAGGAGUCCAAGUGGAUCUCCUUCACCUUUACAUCAUCCACUACCAAAUGAUCAGUGCCCAAUGGCGCGUCGUGAGAAUUGCGCUCAAGGAAAUGUCCAUCCUUUACCCCUUCCUCCUCUAGCUACCCAUCCCGUUUCACCACCUACCCCUAAAGCAGAUAUAUCACCUAUUAAAGGCCAGUGGAAAAAAGGAAAGCUUAUUGGACGUGGGACAUUUGGAAGUGUUUACGUAGCAUCAAACAGAGAGACAGGAGCUUUGUGUGCAUUGAAAGAAGUUGAAUUAUUACCAGAUGACCCAAAAUCUGCUGAGUCUAUAAGGCAGCUAGAACAGGAAAUCAAUGUUCUCAGUCACCUCAAGCACCCAAACAUUGUCCAGUAUUAUGGCAGUGAAAUAGUUGAUGACCGCUUUUACAUUUAUCUAGAAUAUGUUCAUCCUGGUUCUAUCAAUAAAUUUAUCCAAGACCAUUGUGGGGAAAUUACAGAAUCUAUUGUGAGGAAUUUCACUCGCCAUAUUCUUUGCGGGUUAGCGUACUUGCAUAGUAAAAAGACCAUUCACAGGGACAUUAAAGGGGCUAAUUUGCUUGUUGAUGCUUAUGGGGUUGUCAAACUUGCAGACUUUGGGAUGGCUAAGCACCUAAACGGGCACUCAGCUAAUCUCUCUUUAAAAGGAAGUCCAUAUUGGAUGGCUCCUGAGCUUAUGCACUCUGUUAUGCAGAGAGAUAAUAGUAACGAUCUUGCCUUAGCUAUUGAUAUAUGGAGUUUGGGUUGUACUAUAAUUGAGAUGCUGAAUGGCAAACCUCCUUGGAGUGAAUAUGAAGCUGCUGCAGCAAUGUUCAAGGUUCUAAAAGAUACCCCACCAAUACCUGAAACAUUAUCACUAGAAGGGAAAGAUUUUUUGCAUUGUUGUUUCCGUAGAAAUCCAGCAGAGAGGCCAUCAGCUAGCAUGUUGCUAGAACAUCCAUUUGUUAGAAUGUCGCAUCAGCCAGAAGUUCCUUCUUUUGUCCAGCAAGUUGACGGGAUAAGACUAACAGAAAAGUUGCAUUCUCAAAGAGAGCAGCUAAGUUAUAAACUUGAGGCGGUGCAUGUAUCAUUAGAAAGAUAACACUCGGAAGGAUCUGGCAAAGAAGAACAAAAUUGUGAUCUAAAGAAUGGAGUCCUCAAAAUGAGCAAGUUCACUUAAAUGUCUGCCUGCCCCGAAGCUUUAUGCCUACACAGCAGCAAUGACAUCAUUCAUAUUCUAACAUAGCAACGGGACUCUGUUAUUUUGCUCAUUCAACUCCCAUGGUCAUCCCCCGUUCAUCCCAUUGAAGAACAGAGGCAUUCUGGGCCGACUACUAUGAUUACAUGCCCAUGUGGUGCACUGACUAUUUAGGAUUACUCAUCUUUAUUGAUGUGGUUUUCUAAAGAGAGCUCGACUCGUAAAUACAUCACAGACCUUUCUCAAUGUGCUCUGUAGAUAGCUUGGAUGCACAGGGAGUUGGAGCCACGAGGUACUGUCCCUCCUCAAUGCUUAGAAGAGAGGAAGACAUGUUUAUAGUCCAGGGAAAUUGCCCUGCAGACCUUGGAUUAUAUCUUUUGUGUAUUAAUAACAAAUAUGGAGCUACAAUGACAACUAUACCGAUACAAUGACCAAAUUCAAAGAUAUUGAAGCCCUAUGAAAGCUGUAUUAGUUAAUCUAUCAAUCUUUCAAGUACUUUAUGAUAGCUGUGUAAUGUAAAGCAGCUGAAUGAAUUUAACAAAGCAAAGCUUUGACAAACAUUUAACAAAAAUGUGCCUCUAUACAGGCAAGUUGGAGUAAGCUAUAUGAAUCUUGUUUGCUCCAUUUAAA